AUGUCUUCGAGAUACAGAGUUGAUUAUGCCCUUAAAAAGCAUAGACAUGAUGAAUUUAUUCAAUUUAUAAAAUCACUUUUAUCCACACCUUUUGUGUUAUAUGCUGUGAAGCCGGCAGGUACCAUUUCAGAUGUUGAGGAGAUUAUGGUCGACUCAGAGGCCAGAAGAAGAUAUGCGGAAAUUUUCCACGAUCUCGAGAGUUUGGUGGAUAAUCAUAUCGAGAUGACUAAUGCAGGUGUGCCUGAGCUUUCCAGAUUGCACCAACAUGUUCCUUCAAUUGGAACAUUUUUCACUCCUUUACCCUUGGAAAAAGCAUUCUAUAUUGAAGAUGAGCGUAGAAGUAUCAGCAAGAGAAGACUGGUGGCUCCAUCAUUUAAUGAUAUCAGAUUAAUAUUGAACACAGCUCAAAUAAUAUGGCUUGCUACCGCAUAUCAGACAGGUAGAUCUACAAAUAGAUAUCUUAAGAUGAAGACGCACGGGCUUUCAAGUAUGACAACGACUUCAGAGGAGGACCGGCUGAAAUUAAUCACGUUUGAUGGUGAUAUCACGCUUUAUGAAGAUGGAGAGAACAUCGAGUCAACAUCCCCAAUCAUCACAGAGCUGGUCAAGCUACUUUCUAAAGGAAUUUACAUUGGCAUAGUUACAGCUGCCGGCUAUAAGGCAGAAGAAAAGUACGAAGAGAGGUUUUACGGAUUAAUUGAAGCUUUAAAAGAGUCCACCUCACUUGAAAAGCCGCAAUGUGAGAAUUUGCUCAUUGUGGGCGGAGAAGCAAACUAUGUCAUGCGAUACAAUAACGAGAAAGGCGGAUUGGUGAAAGUACCAUCAGAGGAAUGGAUGCUAGAUGAAAUGAAGGAAUGGAAAGAGGAAGACAUUGAGGAAUCCUUAGAUUUCGCCGCAAAAAAGUUUGGCACACUUAUCAAAAAGUUACGGCUACAUGCCACCGUUAUGAAGAAGGAAAGAUCUGUUGGAAUAGUGCCAAUGGAAGGUCAUAAGCUCAUUAGAGAGCAGUUAGAGGAGGUUGUGCUUAGAAUUGAUAGAGACCUGAGACGAUUCCAACCUGCACAAAGAUUGAAAUGGUGUGCAUUUAAUGGAGGAUCAGAUGUUUGGGUCGACAUCGGCGACAAAUCUUUUGGUGUUAGGAUUCUUCAAUCAUAUAUAGCCAAACACCAAGAUAUUGUUGUCGGACCAAAAAACACUCUUCAUGUCGGGGAUCAGUUUGCCUCUUUGGGAGCUAAUGAUUACGCUAGCAGGACUGCGGCGGCAACUGCCUGGAUUUCGAGUCCUAAUGAAACAAAAAAGCUUCUUCGUGACCUUAUUAGCUUCAUGGAUGAUUGGGCUACUUUUUAA
Messenger RNA from Brettanomyces bruxellensis, 1347 nucleotides. RefSeq lists its product as uncharacterized. The transcript has a single exon. NCBI's taxonomy places the organism in Eukaryota, Fungi, Ascomycota, Pichiomycetes, Pichiales, Pichiaceae. Gene Ontology annotation, molecular function: magnesium ion binding. The coding region runs from base 1 to 1347 and encodes 448 amino acids. The record is from RefSeq and is a predicted model, not a curated record. Gene Ontology annotation, biological process: nicotinic acid riboside biosynthetic process; nicotinamide riboside biosynthetic process; nucleotide metabolic process.